CUUGAUCUCCCAGGACAGACAUCGGAGGAGACCAUAUCCAUUCCUUCAACAGACUCAGCCACUGUGCCCAUCCAUGCCCUGAUUCAAACCCCAGACACAGUCCACCCGGAGUCCCAGUCCACUCCUCAGACACCGUUGCAGGCUGGUGGAACAACACAGGAGCAGACAGAGGAGACCCAGACCCCACUGCCUACGAGAACAGAUGUGCUCCUAGCAACAGAUCUGAGGACGGGCCAGAGCGGCCCAGAAGCCACUCCCUCUGCCGCUCCCACUAAAGGCACCACGCUCUCCAAGAGGCGAUCUCCAGGCAAAGAUGUCAGGCCGGACGCUGCCCUCGGGCCGACUGGCCCCAGUGAGGAAGACCCCUUCUCUUACGACGAGGACACGCUCCGGAAGCGGGGGCUGUUGGUCGCAGCUGUGCUGUUCAUCACGGGCAUUGUCAUCCUCACCAGUGGCAAGUGUAGACAGUUACCCCAGUUGUGCCGGAGUUAUAACAGAUGAGAACAUCGGAAGUAGGGGCCAACAGCCCAGUUAAUGGGCACCCCGAGACUGAGUCCCCAGCGGGUCACCGUGCCCAGCCACGUCCUUCCCCUCGUGGAUCCGACAUGAUAGUCAGCAGAGCCCAGCCCGAGAGGGAAGACCCGGAUGGAGACAGAGCAGGGGCUGACGGCCUAUGGCCCCUACCCUCCCAACCCUGCCCACCCUGAGGUCUGCGCGGCCCCCUGGGCAGUGUCCCCCCCCCCCCCCCGCCAUUGUCCAGUGCUGUUCCAACAAAGAGUAAAGCACUGUGGUCCUUG
Molecule: messenger RNA, 797 nt
Organism: Suricata suricatta (meerkat)
Lineage: Eukaryota; Metazoa; Chordata; Mammalia; Carnivora; Herpestidae
Gene: FXYD5
Product: FXYD domain containing ion transport regulator 5
Exons: 7
Biological process (GO): regulation of sodium ion transmembrane transporter activity
Cellular component (GO): membrane
Molecular function (GO): sodium channel regulator activity
Source: RefSeq, a predicted model, not a curated record